GUCUGUGUGGAAGCGGGCGGCGACGCGCGCUCGGGGGUUCUACUAGGCAUACACAUGUAGCUUGUUACGUAGAAGCGCCCCCCUCUUUUUGUGGGACGCGCCGCGGCCGACGACUGGCCGAGCAGCAGCCCGCUGGGCUCAAUCGUCGUUCAUGGCAUCAGGAUCGGAGGACGGCGGCGGCGGCGGCGGCGGCGGCCCGUCGGACGCCUGGGCCGUCUCCUUCCGCUUCUUCCCGCGCUUGUACGCGUCGUCCAGAGUCAUCUGGCCCGGCGUGAGGUCCGCCUUCUUCCGGUCCGCCUUCUUCCGCUUUGGUGGUGGCGCUGGCUUCGCUUUCUUCGGCAGCGACGCCGGGCGCUUCUUGGACUCGAAGAGCGGCGCGAGGGGCUUCCUCGUCGGCGGGGCGGUCGGCUGCGCAGCGACUCGGGACUGGGGCACGGGCGCCGCGCGCGGGACCGGGGGGCCGCGCGGCCCCGAAGGCGGGAGCGGCUCGGGCGCGUCGACGGGCGGCGCAGAUGUCGCUCGCGGCGGCGCGUCGUUGGCAGGCGCCAACUCCAUGGCGGCGCACCGGGGCGCCUGCAGCGGAAGCGCCGCCGGCGCGUGCGGCGCCGCCGGCAGCGCCAAUACUACCGUCGCCGGCGUCCAGCCUAUCAAGACUCCGAGCUUCGCGAGGACCGUUGCGUCGUGCCGCCCACUCGCUAGCAUUUUAUCGAGGGAGCGCCGCGCGUUUGCGCGCUUCUCGAGCGCCACAUCCAGCGUCACGGCGUGCCGCCCUCCCGCGGCGCGCGCCUGCAGCAUUGGCCUCCUCGCACAGCUCCAGCGGUCUGGCAGCUAGUGAGGCUCGGCGGGCACAGGGCCAGAUGCAAGGGAUACAGGGGGGCUAUACCUGCCCAAAAUUGUGCGUUUGGCGCAGUGCUGUCGCGGCCGCGCGCGAUGUACUGACAAACAAC
This is a messenger RNA of Pelagomonas calceolata, 947 nucleotides long. The record is from the annotation of a GenBank genome assembly. NCBI's taxonomy places the organism in Eukaryota, Pelagophyceae, Pelagomonadales, Pelagomonadaceae.